Molecule: messenger RNA, 669 nt
Organism: Penicillium alfredii
Lineage: Eukaryota; Fungi; Ascomycota; Eurotiomycetes; Eurotiales; Aspergillaceae
Product: GNAT family N-acetyltransferase
Exons: 2
Coding region: 1-669 (222 amino acids)
Molecular function (GO): acyltransferase activity, transferring groups other than amino-acyl groups
Source: RefSeq, a predicted model, not a curated record
AUGUCCAAAUAUUUCAGUCGCAUAGAGAUUCUCCCAGCCACGGAAGAAGAUUGCCCGACACUGGCGCAGGUUGAAGAGGCCGCCUUUAGCCAAGCUCGUCAGGAGGAAUCAAGAAGUCUCAGUGAGAUCAUGUUCGGCCCUCCUGCCGCGGAAGGUGAAUCCCUUCGCGCCCAGGAUCUUGUUCACAAAAUGCAGACAGACCCAACCACGAGACUCUACAAAGCUACAAUCAAAGAAGAAGCUACGAACAUGAAAAGGAUCGUCGGCUGGUCUGUUUGGAAUCAUUACCUUGAGCCUCAGCCUAUGGAAGAGCGAAAAGACACCAGAUCCCGGUUGAUCGGGAAUGAAGACGCUUUUCACGAGUUCUUCGGCGCGUUGUUGAGAGCAAGAAAGCUGUACAUGUCUGGGAAACCAUUUUGCUUGCUGGGUGUGCUGGUCACCUUGCCCGAGUACCAAGGCAGAGGGGUCGGAUCUGCUCUUCUCGAGUUUGGUAUUUCUGAAGCUACCAAAGCAGGUCUUUCUGAGUUUUGGCUGGAGGCUUCUGCCGAUGGAUACAGCCUCUACCGGAAAUUUGGUUUCGAGAAUGUCGACUUCGUCCAUAUGGAUCUGACAAAGUAUGGAAGUGUUGGACAGACAAAGCAUGUGUGUAUGAAGAAAUCACUACCGUGA